Messenger RNA from Coregonus clupeaformis (lake whitefish), 4186 nucleotides. Its product is annotated as protein cornichon homolog 2. The record is from RefSeq and is a predicted model, not a curated record. Gene Ontology annotation, biological process: regulation of AMPA receptor activity; vesicle-mediated transport. The coding region runs from base 1747 to 2229 and encodes 160 amino acids. Gene Ontology annotation, cellular component: synapse; dendrite. NCBI's taxonomy places the organism in Eukaryota, Metazoa, Chordata, Actinopteri, Salmoniformes, Salmonidae. The transcript is spliced from 6 exons.
GAGCAGAGGGGGGGAUAGAUGGAGACAAACAAGGGAAGCUGACAAAAAAAAUAUUAAAAGCUUCCCCUGCCCCCUCAUCCAUCUCUGGGGAACAAGGGAAUACGGCAACGGAUACAAGCCAGGGAGAGAAGGACCAAGAGAGAGAGAGAGAGACCUAGAGAGAGUGAGACUGUUGAAUGAACUUGGCCAUUAUAUUCUAGGGAGAUACAAAUAUUGCUUUAUCAGACAGUCUGAGAGAGAGAGAGAAGAAGAAGAGACUGUGGAGGACAAAAGAUGAGGGAGAGGGUUUCUUCAAAAUCGUUUUUUUAGAGGAAGAGAAGAGAAAGCAUAAGGGGGGGUUUUGGAGAGAGAGAAGCGAAAGAGGAGGGAGGGGAAUUAAUUAACUUAGAGACUUCUAAGGGCUGUGGAGAUGUUUUUCCUUUCUUGAGAAAAAUAAUCGUACCAAAAUAAGAACAUAAAACGUCUUAACAUCUAAACAUUGUUGAUUCUCUAAAUGUUGUUUUUUCACCCUGCAAGUGAGCACUGAAAAGCAUAUGCGUGAAGAAAUCUGAUGGACGCGACUGAGAUGGAUGGACAAAGGCAAGACAGAGAAUUCUGACAUGGUGUCGACCCAUAUUGACAGAGACAAAGUGUGGAGAGGAAGGAGUGGGAUAUUCAGUGACAGACACAUCUACCACCAGACACAGGUACACUCUGAUCAAUAUUAAGAUCAAUCAAAAUAUCCAUCAUCAUCAUCACAGAUUAUAUAUAUCCUGAUACAUCAUUUAUCAGCCUUUAUUGCUUCUAGACCUCAGUGUGGAGUGCUGUUCUAUCAUAUUGCUGUUUGUUUAUAUUCUACUCUAUACAUUACAACACCAUUUAUCAAAUAAUUUCAAGCUAUUAUUGUAAGCUAAUAAUCUUUGCUAAUUUUGUUAUUAUAAAUGAUCACUAAUAACUAUCAUUGUAAUAAUAUUUGUUCAUAGGGCACAUGUACGAAUUGCUGUUAUUGGAUGAAAAGCAAAUUCCUUCCUCUUUACAUUAGUGGAAAAUUAUUUUAUGCCUCCAAAAAUAUAAACAGUCCUCUCCUCCUUAACAGCAUAUCUGCUCUGUUUAAAAACAUUGAAAUAUCAGAAUAUACCAAAACAUCUCUUUUGAAUAAUAUCUAAUACCAUUUACCAACAUUUUUCCUAUUACAGAUGUUUAGUAACAAUUAUAUUGUUCUUGAAAUAUGUGCCAUCUUCAGUGGCAAAGUGGACAUUAUAAAAGGGACAGGGGACAGACACCGUAAGUGCACAAAAACCCCUGGCUGUCAGAAUCAGAGGCUGGGACGAGAGGAGAGAGCAUUAUUCAGCUUUAGCUGUUCUCCCUGAACAACUGUGCCUGUCGACCGCUUUACAAAGUCUAUGUGUGACAAGCUUUUGCACAGUGAAGGAGAAAAGCUUUUGCACAGACACAUGAAAAGGGAAGUGGAACUCAAGAAGAAGGACCAACUGUGCAACCUAGAUAAGCAGAAGUAGAGUGACCACAGGUGAUAGACUGGAGAGUGGAGCAGGAAUUUUUUCUUCCAGAACUUCAGCUCCUCACCUGGACAAUACGGGCUCUCAAUACAACGUGAGAGGGAGGGAAGUCAGAGUGUCAGGGGGAGGGAGAGGAAGAACAGACAAUAACCUCCUGAGAAAAAGGAGGGAUAGUCAGCAAUAGAGAGAGAGAGGAGGGGAAAGUCCCCCUCUCUCGACCCAUCUCAUCGUCAGGCUGGCUGGUGCAGCCAUGGCGUUCACCUUCGCGGCCUUCUGCUACAUGCUCACCUUAGUGCUGUGUGCUGCACUCAUCUUCUUCGUCAUCUGGCAGAUUAUUGCGUUUGACGAGCUGCGCACAGACUUCAAGAACCCAAUCGAUCAGAGCAACCCCACCAGAGCGAGGGAAAGAAUUCUGAAUAUUGAAAGAAUCUGCAACUUGCUGCGGAAGCUGGUGGUGCCAGAAUACUCCAUCCAUGGGCUGUUCUGCCUGAUGUUCAUGUGUGCUGGAGAGUGGGUCACCCUGGGCCUAAACAUCCCCCUGCUCUUCUACCAUCUCUGGAGGUUUUUCCAUCGGCCAGCAGACGGGUCAGAGGUCAUGUAUGAUCCUGUCAGUGUGAUGAAUGCUGACAUCCUGAACUACUGUCAGAAGGAGUCUUGGUGUAAGAUGGGCUUCUACCUGCUCUCCUUCUUCUACUACCUGUACAGUAUGGUCUAUGCCUUGGUGAGUUUCUAAACACUGAAUAGAAGACAAAGAGGAGAUUGAAAGACAGAAAAAGAGAAAGAGCAAGACUAAGACUGGGUGAUGUCACUCAACCCUCUUUCUCACCACCCAUUACUCCAUCACAGACCAUGUGUUGCUCUCCUCAAAUCUUUGGAAGACAUUGGGAGGAAAUAAGGCAAAGCAAAGAGAUGUUGUUGAGCCUGUUCAAGACUGCCAUCCGUAUAGAAGAGGAGGAGCAGACAUAUAGGAGCCACAAAAGAGGAGGAAGUGUACGUGUUGCCUUGAUCUGAGCACAUCACCUCUUAGGACCUGCAGGUCUCCUAUUCUUGGUGAUACAGUCACUCAACUGUGAAUUUAUAAACUUUGUGUUGCCUAAGUCCUAACAUAGAUGUUGCAGAUUCAUACGUCAAUAUCCUUCCAUUCCAAUAAACCUUUUUAGAAAGGAAACGACAAAAUGCACAACACGUAUUUAGUUCUUCUACCGAUUUGGUAUUUCGAUAAUUCAGUAGUUGUGGUAGAUAAUUUUCUGAGGAUAUGAAUAGUUAGUUGUUUAGUCAGAUAAAUACACCAUUCAAUUCUACUAUUUCGAACCAGAGUGAUAGUAAUUGUGUUAUUCACAAAUAUAAAAUGUAUGAACUCAUAAAUUACUUGCGAUGGGCAUAAGCUUCUGCGAAGGAUCGCGGAUACCCUGGAGCAGUGUUUUAGUCUAGGUCCAUCCCAGUCAAGGCAGUAUCUUCCAGACCCCAGUCUCUGCCCAGGGAAAACAGGCGCAUUUCAUUCCAACUGAAAAUUAUUCCGGCUUGAAGGGGAUGUUUUGGCUCUGGGUGAAUUGGUACUUGGGUGUUUAAGUAUUCUGUGUUUGUCUGUUCUGUUCUAGGCUGGAAGGGCUGAUUUCACCUAGACUUUCCAAAGAGCUCUGUGCUCCGUGAUUCUAGAUCAUAGAAACCUCAUUCAAGAAAAGCAAUUUAAAUUCACAACAACAGCAAUGUGAUCAUAGUCUAGGAGAGAUUACUGUACAUGGGAUCGUAUUUCCUCUGUGGAAUAAUACUGUGUGUGACACAAGUAGCAGACGAGGCUGCUGAAGAUGAUGUUGAUAGAUAGGUUUGCUAUGAUGACUAUGUCAAGCGCAGUAAACCGUCUCACAUUGAACAGUAUGGUGGGACUUACAUAACUGUUCUCACUCAAGUGUUACAGUGAAUGUUGGCAGACACUUGACUCUUGGUUCAUUUCAAAGCCGUGACUUAGCUAGUGCUGCCCUCAUCAUCAUGUAUCCAUAGCUCUAUGUGUAGAUCAUUGAUAAUGAUCUAACUGUGUGAUUUUAAAAUUAUUAGAGAAAUGGGUAAUACUGGAACUUUUAAAAUACUGUGUGAUAAUUUGUUUACCAUAAACUCACCAUAAUUGUAGUAAUUAAUUGUUUACGACAAGUCUGAUAGGGUUCAUGUUGACAUCUGAACACACAUAGCGCCCUGCAUUAUAAUGGAGUAAUGUGUCAAUAUUGUUCAGCUAGGUUUCUUGUGCCAAAACACAUACAGUAUGUUUGUUCAUCAUGACAGUUCCCUCCUAAACAGGACAACAACCCCUCAACCCUGACAACAUUGUUAGUCAAUCACAGACAAUCGCUAAAGCACAAAACGGGGGGUCACAGAGGAGGGGAAAUAUAGGCUAGGUUGACCAUCAAUGAAUGUCAUAAUGCAGUUUACCAGAAUGAAUGAAUGAAUAUAUAUUGAAGAAUAACUAUUUGAUACUGUCUUUUACACAUCUCUCAUCACUGUAUGCUAUAUUUGUUGGUGCGCUAGUUUGUAUUCAUUAGAAUACAAUAUGAUAUACAGUACACAAACAGCAAUUCACAUAUUCUAAUAAAAUAGCAAUGUGUUACAAUAUUAUAUGGUACAACAAUUAUGUUCAUAUAUAUAUAUAUUGUUAAUCAUUUGAUUUGGGGGGUCCAGUAGUGGUGCACUGGGUGUUCAUA